Messenger RNA from Syzygium oleosum, 734 nucleotides. RefSeq lists its product as uncharacterized. Bases 56 to 664 code for a protein of 202 amino acids. The transcript has 2 exons. NCBI's taxonomy places the organism in Eukaryota, Viridiplantae, Streptophyta, Magnoliopsida, Myrtales, Myrtaceae. The record is from RefSeq and is a predicted model, not a curated record.
UUCCUCGAAUCAGUUUAAUCCUAACUUGGCAUAUUACGGAGAAAGAAACGUAGAGAUGGAACCGAAGAUAGUAACUAGCAAAGAACUUAAUCAGCCUAAUCUGGCUUUCAUGGGACAGAAAGGUGGUUUCAGGGGAGGACGUAACUAUGGCAGAGGUCGUUCCUUCGACAAUCGAGGUUGUGGUUAUGGUUAUCAAGGAAGAAGUCAGAAUUAUAGACCAUUUAGUCUGAACCAGGAUCAGGAGGUUCAGCGUUUUAAACCACAGACUAACACCUAUAGUGUAGGCCCUGGUUUUUUACCACAUGCUGAUUCAUCACAGAGGUAUCAAGAGACUAAGUCUUAUCCCACUCAAAACUCAGCAACUUAUAAGAAUUUGCAGGUUGUGAAAGCGACAGAUGGAGUUCGCGUAGCAUGUCAAAUCUGCAAACGACCAGGGCAUGAUGCACUUCGAUGCUGGUAUCGGUUCGACAACUCUUAUCAAGAUGAAGCUAUUCCUCAAGCUCUAGCAGCAAUGCAUCUUGAGGAUCCUACAGGCAGUGAAUGGUAUCCUGACACAGGAGCCACAACCCACAUCACUGCCAAUCCUGGACAAUCGCACCAACACCACAGUGACGCUUGGGAGAAAAGUUGGGGGGCUCUACCGAGUGGAUCAGCAGGAAACUAAGGCUCUACUUACACAGAGACAUAAGGCGGUCGAAGAAGAAAUAUGGCAUCAACGACUUGCUCAUAGCAAC